CUCCGCUGCCCGCCAGCAGAGACGAAGCUCCUGAGUCGCGGGGCAGCUUUUGUUGCGUCGUCGGCAUCAGGUAUCCGCCGCAGCAUGUGGUCGGAGUCGUCCUGCCCCUGGUGCGCCCCCGCGGCAGGCAGAGCUCACGCUCCUGCCCCCCGGUUGGUCCGGGGUCUGGGCACCGCGUCGACGGUGGCUCCGCAAGACGCUCAGACCCGGCCGCAGCCCAUUCCCUGAGCGGACUGCAUUAUGAGGCAUCUGCCUUCCUUCUACCCGGGCCAAGCGAUGCGGGGCUUCGGCCGCGGCUCCAAGCAGCUGGGCAUGCCCACAGCUAAUUUUCCUGAGCAAGUGAUAGAUAAUCUUCCAGCUGACAUAUCCACUGGCAUUUACUAUGGUUGGGCCAGUGUUGGAAGUGGAGAUGUCCAUAAGAUGGUGGUGGGCAUAGGAUGGAACCCAUAUUACAAGAAUACCAAGAAGUCUAUGGAAACACAUAUCAUGCAUACCUUCAAAGAGGACUUCUAUGGGGAAAUCCUCAAUGUUGCCAUUGUUGACUACCUGAGACCAGAAAAGAACUUUGAUUCUUUAGAGUCACUUAUUUCAGCAAUUCAAGGUGAUACUGAAGAAGCUAAGAAAUGACUAGAUUUACCAGAACACUUGAAAAUCAAAGAAGACAAUUUCUUCCAGGUUUCUAAAAGCAAAAUAAUGAAUGGCCACUGAUGAAAAAUCGUAUUAUUUAUUCAUUCACUGUUUUCUAGUGCUUCUGUGUUUAUUACUGUCCAGCCUCAUCUUGGUUAUAUACUAAAAAUCAAACACUUUGCUACAGUUGUGAAUUAGUUUAAAAAGUACAAUGUAGUUACCAUACCAUGCUUCAACUGUUAAAUUAAGCCCAUUAUGUCAUAGCACUAAAAAGAUUCAGUUAAAAAUCAAGAUUUAAAAUAUAUAUAUUGAUUAAAAUGUACCACUAGAAAGGUAUUACAUGUGUAUAAGUAUGGGUAAAAAGGCAAGUCACUAGUUUGAGAUAAAAACUAAAAUUAUCAUGGUAAAAUACCAGCAUGUAUGUUCUUGUAUAGUGUGUACUUCUAAACAGAGGCUUAUAAAAGUAAAUGCAUUAAGGCCAAGUGCAGUGGCUCACACUUGUAAUCCCAGCACUUUGGGAGGCCGAGGUGGGAGGAUUGCUUGAGCUGAUGAGUUCAAGACCAGUCUGGGCAACAUAGCAAGACCCCAUUUCUAUAAAUUAAAAAAAAAAGGAAAUGCAUUAAAUAGAAGGUUGAUAGUUUAUCAUAAACCUGAGGGGAAGAAACUCAGGCUUCGUAUUUUUGAUAUUUUGUGCAUUAAUACAUUACAAACAUGAAGAUGUUUGUAAAAUUUUGUUGUAGUCAUUUUCUUUGCAGUCACAUCAUUGUACCACCUUCAUUAUUGUAUAGAGCUGCUUCAGUUCUGAGUCCUCUGGACUUCCUUUGCCUAUCUGCUUUUUGUUGUUAUUGAAGACAGCAAAAUAAGUAUUUUCAAA
Mandrillus leucophaeus (drill) is the source of this 1501-nucleotide messenger RNA. Its product is annotated as riboflavin kinase. Gene Ontology annotation, molecular function: riboflavin kinase activity. The transcript has a single exon. The record is from RefSeq and is a predicted model, not a curated record. Gene Ontology annotation, biological process: riboflavin biosynthetic process; FMN biosynthetic process. Lineage: Eukaryota; Metazoa; Chordata; Mammalia; Primates; Cercopithecidae. Gene Ontology annotation, cellular component: mitochondrion. The coding region runs from base 241 to 627 and encodes 128 amino acids.